This is a messenger RNA of Alosa sapidissima (American shad), 3284 nucleotides long. Its product is annotated as alpha-(1,3)-fucosyltransferase 7-like. The record is from RefSeq and is a predicted model, not a curated record. Gene Ontology annotation, molecular function: alpha-(1->3)-fucosyltransferase activity. Gene Ontology annotation, cellular component: membrane. NCBI's taxonomy places the organism in Eukaryota, Metazoa, Chordata, Actinopteri, Clupeiformes, Clupeidae. The transcript has 2 exons. Bases 141 to 1292 code for a protein of 383 amino acids.
CUUACUGGUCUGACAACCAGUGCAGGUGAUAACCACUAGUGCCUGUUUAGUUUACAAUAUCGACUUUGGCCAGAACCUUACACAGACCUGAGAAAGACAGAGUGGACGGACAGCGGACAGGAUUAGCAGCAGUGCCUGAGAUGGACCCUUCUCUGAGGCAUGAUAAAUGUGAACAGGCCAACAGCACCAAACAUCUGAGCAAGCAGAUCCUUGCCAUUAUUGCUGUUGGUUCCAUUAUUCUUGUCGGGCAGUAUUCCCUAUGGCCAACAUUACAACCUUCCCAUCCAAUACCAGUUCACUUCCAGAUGCAGGAGGCAAAGGUCAUCAGUUGGACAAAUUGGUCAGAUUCUACCACACUGAAACCCAUCAAGACUACUAUCAUUCUGCUGUGGUAUUGGCCCUUUGGCGAAUCGAGCAGUGUAUCUGGCAAUCAUUGCAAUGAUAAAUAUGGCAUUCCCAACUGUCAUUUAGUGACCGAUCAGUCCUGGUUCCCCAAAGCAGACCUGGUUGUCUUCCACAACCGUGAGUUGGUCAAUGGACAGCGUAGGUUACCCCUGAAUCUGCCUCGGCCAAAAACCCAGAAAUGGGUUUGGCUAUCCUUGGAGAGUCCACCACACAAUGGAAAUAUGAGGCCCCUCGCCGGUCACUUCAACUACACCAUGUGUUAUCGCCGGGACUCAGACAUUUACGCACCGUAUGGGUGGCUUGUGCCAAGCAAAGCUCCUAUUGGCACAACUGUUGAUGACUUCAUACCAAAGGGCAAAACUGGUCUGGCCUGUUGGAUCGUGAGCAACUACCAGGCUAGACAUUUGAGGACACAAGUGUACAACAAGCUGAAAAAUGUCAUCCCGGUGGAUGUGUAUGGAGGAGCAAGAAAUAAGCGUAUCUCUGCUGAUACUGUCCUACCCACAAUAUCUCGUUACUAUUUCUACCUCUCCUUUGAGAACAGCGUUGCUACAGACUACAUCACGGAGAAAGUUUGGUCAAACGCUUUUAAGGGUGGUGCCAUACCAGUGGUUUUAGGCCCGCCACGGGAACAAUACGAGGCAGUCUUGCCAAAGAACUCCUUCAUCCAUGUGAAUGACUUCAGCACAGUAGAGGAACUGGGCCACUUCAUGAAGACACUGGCUGCAGAUAAAGAGCGCUACGCCACCUACUUCGCCUGGCGUCUGAACUAUACCGUUGGUGGUCUUACAGGAUGGGCGGAGAGACUGUGCAAUGUCUGCCCAAUUCUUAGCAGUUUGCCUACAUCAAAGAUAUAUAAGGACUUACAUGGCUGGGAUUGGCAAUGAAAGCUGGAGGAAAAAUGUGUAAAAAAAGUGCUACUGGUAGCCUAUGCAAUCUCACUUGACUUUAAGGCACUUUUAGACAUAUUGGCACCUUCUGUGUUCUUUUAAAGAGUGUUUGUUCAAUAACCGCUCAGGUAUACAUAGUAGCCAAUACUGCUCUUUGAAAUAGGGGAAAUUGGCACAAAUUCAGUCAAUUAUUACUUUAGUAUUAUUAGGCUACUAUAUUGUCCUUGAGAUGUCAAUUAAAGUUACCCACAAGCCCUUAACCUGGUUAAGACAAAUUGAGACAUGGCAAACAGAUGGCUUUUUAAUGACAGCACUUCCAGGGAAGUUGAAAAUAAUCAAAUUGGCUUUUAAAAAUCAGGUAAACAUUACUAGCUUAGUCUAGCUGCCACUUCACAUAGCUCACAAGUUAGCUGGCUAGAGAUUUCCCCUCUUCACAAUCUAUCUUACAGUUUUUUUACGAUCGUUUACACACUAAAUGAAAAACUUCCACACAAUUUGCAAAAUUCUACUCCAAGGAGCAAAACACCUUCACAGAUUUGCACAGCAUUACACACAAUGUCUGCUUCACCCUUUUUGCAAAACAUUACACACAGUGAUUUGUAAAACUCGUGUGUUUGUGUACGUGAGAGAGAAAGAGAGAGAGAGAGAGAGAGAUGUCACAGGCUGAAUUGGCUCUUCUAGAUCCUGAGCCGGUUUCCCCUGUCCUGCUAUCUGUCACCCUGCGCUGGGCGUGCGCCACGCCCACUGCACCCACUCCCUGGCUCUCCUGUGAGCUCUGCUGUUGGCACACCUGUGGCUGAUGAGUGAAUCAGCUACACAGGAAAUUUGAGGAAAACAAAUUGAGGAGAAUUUUACUCUAUGCCAGAUAACAUGUGGUCCAUCUCUGAAAAGAGUAAAAGUUAUUCUUUUGAUAGAGCUGUUUUUCCAGAGUCAAUUUCCUUCAAUUCAGUAAUAUUAUUUUGUUCUUUUUCGUGAUAUUUUUUUAAAAUAUCUUAAAGUGCCCAUAUUAUGCAAAAAUCACUUUUUCUGGGAUUUGGGAUGUUAUUGUGUUUCUGGUGCUUCCACAUUCAUACAAACUUGGAAGAAAAACCAUCCAUGCUGUUUUGAGUGAGAUACAGGUUUCAGAAUUGCUCCCGCCUUCAGCCUCUGGGUGAGCUGUUCAAAAUCGCCAAGGCUUCACACGUCACAAGCCGAAAUAUUUGAAUAUUCCCACCCCCUCAGAGCAUACUUACAGUGUUCCACCCACCAGGCACAGCAGUAACUUCUCGGAUAGCAGCCAUUUUGUUACCGAUUUGGAAGCGCUGGUUCAGAUUAGAAGACACCGUAUCGAAGUACCACGCAAAAUGCUCUGUUGUUGGCUGUACAAAAGAGCACAAAACACUUCAUCUUGUCCCAGCUGAAGAGGACAGAAGAGCGGCAUGGAUUGAAUUUAUUUUUGAUGGCAAUAUCCAUGCUACAGUUGGCAAGAAACUGGCAACAAUCACUUCGAGACUGACUGUUUCUCAAACUACAGUCAGUACAAGGAGAGUUGGCACAUUUGUAGGAUACAGUACAAGCAAUACAGUACACUUGAACAGAUCUAAAAACAAAAGUUUACAUUUUGAAAUUGAAAUGAAGAAUCAAUAGGAACCAGAAUUGAUAAGUAGAACUGGAAUCAGAAUCAAUGCUAUUUGAAUUUUUUAUUUUUCAUUUGGAAACGAUCUUUGGACAAAUGAUGUCAUUGCCUGAAUGUGAAGUUCGUCCCGUACAUGAAUAGAAAAUGUUUCGUGAUCUUGGAAGGUGGUAAAUUGAAAUGUGAACAAAUUCAUGUUUUCAACGUCCAUCUGGACAAACUGUCUGGCCAGCACCUCCUCCUGCUCUUCCGCCUCCAUGUCCAACACCCGUGGCAGCCAAUAUUUAUUUUUUAUCAGCCCACUGUUUUCAUCCAACCAGUCUGCUGCCUUUUUUGCCUCUUCGAAGAGCUGAGCAACAAACAUUAAAAGACAGUUC